AUGACAACUUCUCCUCCCAGAUAUUUACAAGAGGAUAGCCUAAGCGAAGAGUGUAAGAAAUUGCUCUCUAUCCUACCAAGAGAAAAAGGAUGGGUUGGGUCAUAUAUCUACAAUUAUCAAGGUUGUUGGACACCACCAAGAUUGCUUCAAGGUGUGAUUGCAUGUCAACAACAAUUUCAAGCUGAAGAUAGUGAUAUCAUUCUUGUUACAACUCCAAAAUCAGAAACUAUUUGGUUAAAAUCACUUUUAUUUGCUCUGAUGAAUCGAUUGAAACAUCCUAUGUUUGAACCUAACCACCCUUUACUUGUCAAUAACCCUCAUGUUCUUGUUCCAUUCUUGGGGCAUACACUCUAUGUUGAUGGUCAAAUUCCUGAUUUUUCAACUUUCACUUCACCUAGACUCUUGGCAACUCAUGUACCUUUUGCUUCAUUGCCAAAAUCAGAACGGACUGAGGGUCUGAAUAGAAAAGGCAAUGUUCUGCCUUGUUAA
This is a messenger RNA of Solanum stenotomum, 489 nucleotides long. RefSeq names its product cytosolic sulfotransferase 12-like. Gene Ontology annotation, biological process: sulfation. Bases 1 to 489 code for a protein of 162 amino acids. The record is from RefSeq and is a predicted model, not a curated record. NCBI's taxonomy places the organism in Eukaryota, Viridiplantae, Streptophyta, Magnoliopsida, Solanales, Solanaceae. Gene Ontology annotation, cellular component: cytoplasm. Gene Ontology annotation, molecular function: sulfotransferase activity. The transcript is spliced from 2 exons.